Molecule: messenger RNA, 1000 nt
Organism: Scleropages formosus (Asian bonytongue)
Lineage: Eukaryota; Metazoa; Chordata; Actinopteri; Osteoglossiformes; Osteoglossidae
Gene: txnl4b
Product: thioredoxin-like 4B
Exons: 3
Coding region: 83-532 (149 amino acids)
Biological process (GO): mRNA splicing, via spliceosome
Cellular component (GO): U4/U6 x U5 tri-snRNP complex; U5 snRNP; spliceosomal complex
Source: RefSeq, a predicted model, not a curated record
AAAGCCCCGGUGGUUCACAUUCUGCCACUCUGACAAGUAAAUGGCGUAAACUUAAAGUACCACGUCGAUGUAGAAGGCGGAGAUGAGUUUGUUUCUGCCGAAGUUGGCGUCCAAGAAGGAGAUCGACGCCGUUAUUAAGAAUGUCGCCGAAAAAGUUUUAGUUCUGCGAUUUGGCAGAGAUGAAGAUGCGGUCUGCAUGCAGCUGGAUGAGAUUUUAUCGAAGACCGCCCACGACCUGAGCAACAUGGCCUCGAUUUACUUGGUCGAUGUGGACAAGGCACCGAUCUACACGCGCUACUUUGACAUCAGCUACAUCCCCUCCACCGUGUUCUUCUUUAACGGGCAGCACAUGAAAGUGGACUACGGGUCUCCUGACCACACCAAGUUUGUCGGCUGCUUUAAAACUAAGCAAGACUUCAUAGAUCUCAUUGAGGUGAUCUACCGUGGAGCCAUGCGAGGGAAGCUUAUUGUCCAGAGCCCCAUUGAUCCCAGAAACGUUCCCAAAUAUGAUCUCCUGUACCAUGGAAUUUAGACCCUCUUUGAUACCUCUCUGGGUUCCAGUGACACAGGGUCCUGUGUGUGCACACCUUAACGGCAGCAGCGGUGCUUUCGUACAGAAAUCGCUGCCAUGAAUUGAAUGGAGUGAAGAUGGAGACCACUGUCAGUUGCUCAUUAUGUCAGUCCCAGCAACCACAGAGCUCCCAAAGCAAAAGAAGCAGAAGAGUUUGUGCUUUGGUAUGUCCUUGGGUUUAGAUCAGAGUCACUGUGCGAGCAGUCUGUGUGUACUCUGUUGGUGUGCAGCGUACAGUGUACAGUGAAUGUGUACGGCGUACAGUGCUGUGAAUGUGCUGUAGGGAGUGGUAACAGGCUCCUGGAUUAGCAGGGAAUAGAAACAGCCUUCAUAGACUGUUUACAGUCUCCCUGGGUGUACAGGUGGGGGUUCAGUGCAGUAUGUGUAACACAGACAAGCACAGUAUUAUAACUACAAAUGUUUAUUAAA